Triplophysa dalaica is the source of this 889-nucleotide messenger RNA. RefSeq names its product mitochondrial ribosomal protein L24 (gene mrpl24). The record is from RefSeq and is a predicted model, not a curated record. Gene Ontology annotation, cellular component: ribosome; mitochondrion. Gene Ontology annotation, molecular function: structural constituent of ribosome; RNA binding. The transcript has 6 exons. Gene Ontology annotation, biological process: translation. The coding region runs from base 105 to 755 and encodes 216 amino acids. NCBI's taxonomy places the organism in Eukaryota, Metazoa, Chordata, Actinopteri, Cypriniformes, Nemacheilidae.
GAAAAGGAAACACCGGACGUUGUGCACAAGUUUGACCCUUGUGGAUGUACAAUUUAUUUUUUAUAUCACAGCGGCUUUAAUUUAGUGCUGUUUAACACACAACCAUGCGACUCACAGCAUUGCUUUCAAUGGCUGCAAAAGCUGCUUUUCCUCACGAUUAUCGUUAUGGAACGAGCAGACCAUGGACUGUAGCAGCGCGCCGUAUCAACCCACCUGGCAAGAAAAGAAGAAAGGUGUUUGUUGAACCAAUCGCGAACGAGGACUGGCAUGUUCUGAGAGGCGAUACAGUGGAGAUUCUGUCUGGUAAGGACAAAGGAAAGCAGGGGAAAGUCUCUCAGGUGUUCAGACAUCGGAACUGGGUCAUACUUGAAGGGUUGAACACGCAUUACAGGUAUAUUGGCAAGUCUGGAGAUUACAAGGGUACAUACAUCGCCAGUGAAGCACCUUUAUUGCUUAAGGAUAUUACACUUAUCGACCCAACUGACAGAAAGGCUACUGAUAUAGAAUGGAGAUACACAGAAGAGGGUGAAAGGGUGCGUGUAUCUCUCAGGACAGGACGCAUUAUUCCCAAACCAGUGUUCCAGAGAAGAGAUGGCAUCAUUCCCCAGCAGUGGAAGGAUGGACCUAAAGACACAUCACCUGAUGACGCUCUUCAGAAAACAUACACACCCUCUUUAAAAACGCUUGAGGAAGAAGUUAUGGAAAAAAUGAACAUACAGGAAGAUAGGAGGCCCCGUAAGAGCUACUGGUACUGAGAUGCCACAGAGACUGUGACUGAAUGUUUAAGCUUGACAACAGAAGCACCUGUUCUUCAAAUUCUUAAAGUAUUUAUGUUGGAAAAAUAAUGUGUGUUCUUCAAACUUUGACAAUAAAAUAACCAAAUGCUGUA